AUGAUAUAUACGCAUAAUUUAAGUACUUCCUUUUUUAUCAGAAGCAUUAGACUCGAAGAAAUUGCCAAUAAGGAAGCUUGUUCCAGCAAUGGCAGGAAUACUCUUUCGGUUACUAGAAUUGGAGGGCUAGUGCAUGGCUAUGAUCAAGUUCUUCCGAUUCUUGAGGGCACCCAGAUGGUUAAAGAUCGAGAGGAUGAGCAUAUGACUGAUGGAAGAAAGAUCGUACAACUCAACGAUUAUCCUGGAUCUGGGGCCAACAAUCGUCACACUCCAAGACCACAAUUUGGAAGAUGUGUUGAUUGUUAG
Molecule: messenger RNA, 306 nt
Organism: Dovyalis caffra
Lineage: Eukaryota; Viridiplantae; Streptophyta; Magnoliopsida; Malpighiales; Salicaceae
Source: the annotation of a GenBank genome assembly